UUUACUCUAGAACCAGUUGGAUAGUGAGUAGAGAGUAUUGAUCAGGGCAGACUCGUUUUCGAUAGGUUUCUAGUGUGUUAAGUGAUUCGAAUAAAGUUUUUGUGGACUUUUUUUUGUGUUAUCUAGUCUCUUAUUUUUAUCAUGACAAACGAAGAUGUGGAAAAAUUUGAUGGGAUGUUGCUUGCUAUGGCUCAGCAACACGAGGGUGGAGUACAGGAGCUUCUGGAUACGUUUUUUAGCUUUUUGCUAAGAAAAACGGAUUUCUAUACAGGUGGAGGGGAUGGUGCAGCCAAAAAGCUACUAUUAGAAAAAUUUAAAAAAUAUGAAGCUAAAGCAUUAAGUGAAAAAGCAAAAAAAGAACAAGAAAGAGAAGCAGAGGAAAGAAGACGCAAAGAAAGACAAGCACGUAAAGCUCAAGAAGAAGCAAACUUAGAUAAUGAACCAAGAGUAAAGGAAUUAACUGAUGAAGAAGCUGAAAAGUUGCAGAAAGAAUUGAAUGAGAAAAAAGAAUGUAAAGAAAAUGGUGAACCUGAAAGAAAAUCAGAGAAUGAUGGAGAAAAGAAUGAGAGUGAUGAGGAAGAUGAUGAAAAAGACAAAGGAAAGAUUAAACCAAAUAGUGGUAAUGGUUGUGAUUUGGAAAAUUAUAGGUGGACACAAACACUUUCUGACAUAGAGUUAAAAGUUUUCUUACCAGCUGGAAUAAAAGUAAAAGCAAGAGACUGUGUAGUUGAUAUUGCAAAAAGGCAUUUAAAAGUUGGUUUGAAAGGCCAUCCUCCUAUUAUAGAUGGUGAAUUGUAUAAUGACAUCAAAAUAGAAGAAUGUUGUUGGGUAAUGGAAGAUAGCAAAAUUAUAGCAAUUUCUAUUGAAAAAGUAAAUAAAAUGGAAUGGUGGAGUAGACUAGUAACUACAGAUCCUGAAAUAAAUACUAGAAAAGUUAAUCCUGAACCAUCAAAGUUAUCAGAUUUAGAUAGUGAAACAAGAGGCAUGGUGGAAAAGAUGAUGUAUGAUCAGCGUCAAAGAGAACUAGGUUUACCUACAUCAGAUGAGGAGAAAAAGCAGGAUAUUAUUAAAAAAUUUAUGGAACAACAUCCUGAAAUGGAUUUUUCAAAAUGCAAAUUUUCUUAAAAUUGAUAAACACUUAGAUAUCAGCUAUGAACAGAAAAUAAUUGAUGUUUGAGACAAAUCUUAAUCAUAUAUAGUAUUCUGCUGUAAAUAUUCAUGUGUUUAUCAAUACAUUAUCAACUUGAUUUUUUGUUUUCAAUCACUGUAUGAACUUGUUGAGCACAUCUGAAUUUAUAUUAUAUGGCAUUUGCUGUUUAUGAUCAAAAUACAGAUGUAUUAAAAUUUUACAAGUUCUUCAUUUCUUAAUUUUUUAAGUU
Molecule: messenger RNA, 1379 nt
Organism: Centruroides sculpturatus (bark scorpion)
Lineage: Eukaryota; Metazoa; Arthropoda; Arachnida; Scorpiones; Buthidae
Gene: nudC
Product: nuclear migration protein nudC-like
Exons: 10
Coding region: 142-1125 (327 amino acids)
Biological process (GO): protein folding
Cellular component (GO): cytoplasm
Source: RefSeq, a predicted model, not a curated record